Molecule: messenger RNA, 1233 nt
Organism: Trichoderma aggressivum f. europaeum
Lineage: Eukaryota; Fungi; Ascomycota; Sordariomycetes; Hypocreales; Hypocreaceae
Exons: 3
Coding region: 1-1233 (410 amino acids)
Biological process (GO): magnesium ion export from mitochondrion
Molecular function (GO): magnesium ion transmembrane transporter activity
Source: RefSeq, a predicted model, not a curated record
AUGUCCGAAGGCCUCUCCAGCUCCUCGCAAUUCCCCCUCGCCGGCUUCAACUCUGCGACCGCAAAGCCCGACGGCGCGACAUCCAGCGAUUCCACUGCGGCGGCAGGCCGUGACACUGCCCUGGAGCCUCGCCAUGCCGGCCAUUUCUCGAUAGCCUCGUCCGACAGCCAAUCUGUUCACGCCAUGCAGGGCCAAGAUGUCGAGGCUGAGGGCCGGCCGCCAUAUAUUCACGCAAUGAUUGCGGGAGGCCUUGGAGGCUCAACCGGUGAUAUGCUGAUGCAUUCACUGGAUACCGUCAAGACGCGACAGCAGGGAGAUCCUCAUUUCCCUCCGAAAUACUCUUCCUUGGGGCGGUCCUACCACACCAUCUGGCGGCAGGAGGGCAUUGCGAGGGGCUUGUACGGAGGCUGGCUCCCAGCGCUGAGCGGUUCAUUUCCAGGCACGCUCAUGUUUUUUGGCACAUACGAAUGGAGCAAGCGGUUCUUGAUAGAUCACGGCCUUAAUCACCAUCUCGCUUAUCUCUCGGCGGGAUUCCUGGGAGACCUGGCGGCUUCCAUUGUCUAUGUGCCAUCCGAAGUCCUCAAAACCCGACUGCAACUGCAGGGACGCUACAACAACCCCCAUUUCGUCUCCGGCUACAACUACCGCGGCACCCUCGACGCCGCACGCACAAUCAUCCGAACAGAGGGUACCUCUGCGCUCUUCCACGGCUACAAGGCCACCUUGUAUCGAGACCUACCCUUCUCCGCGCUACAGUUUAUGUUCUGGGAGCAGUUCCAGGCUUGGUCAAGAGUGUACAAGCAGAGCCGCGACAUCGGCGUGCCCCUGGAGCUCUUAACCGGCGCCGCUGCGGGCGGUCUCGCCGGCGUCAUCACAUGUCCCCUCGACGUCGUCAAGACUCGCCUGCAGACGCAGGUCAACAUACCUUCCGAGCCCGAACAUUCACAUCGGCCCAAGGACCCCAACCCUCAGAAGCGACUGAUAUCCACGUCGUCCCCAAGCACGCAUAGGCCCAGGCCCGGCGCCAUCGCGCUCAAGACGUCAUCCGUCUUCACCGGACUGAGAGUCAUCUACCAUACCGAGGGUAUGAGCGGCUGGUUCCGCGGCGUCGGGCCCCGUGGCGUGUGGACUUUUAUCCAGAGCGGCUGCAUGCUCUUCUUGUACCAGCGGCUGCUUCACAAGCUGGAGGUUUGGAUGCCUCUGGAAAAUCCCGAGAAUGAAGCAGCACUGUAA